Messenger RNA from Mugil cephalus (flathead mullet), 5791 nucleotides. RefSeq names its product C1q and TNF related 12 (gene c1qtnf12). Bases 2868 to 3833 code for a protein of 321 amino acids. Lineage: Eukaryota; Metazoa; Chordata; Actinopteri; Mugiliformes; Mugilidae. Gene Ontology annotation, molecular function: hormone activity. The transcript has 8 exons. The record is from RefSeq and is a predicted model, not a curated record.
CCAGAUAAUAAGGAGCAGUUGAACAAAAGUGUUGUAAAGGAAGUGCAUCUAGCAAGCAAGGAGAAAGAAGCAGCUUGGAAAUUUAAAAAAAUAAAUAAAUAAAUAAUCCGUAGAUGGCACCAAGGUUAUAGAGAAUUUAUGAAUUUCAUGAAUUAUGUACAUAGUUCACAGUCAUGGAUAUUGAUUGCUAAUUUUUUUGUGUGUGUGGUCAAACAGGUAAUGUCGAUACAAUCAACUGAGAAAUAUCCAAAAUAUCUUAAAGUAAUGGGUGAACAGAUAUAGAUAAUGGAUUCAUUCUUAAUAUAACUAAAAGCAAAAUAGAUAAAGUAAAAACAAUUGUGUUACCAGGCUAAAUAACUAUUAGUUAAAGGUAAUGAUGGUUUAUAAGCAUAUAGUAAUAAGUAAUAAUUACUAGUAAUGAAUGGCUGUAAUAACUACAUAGCUGUAGGUGAGAAAAGACAUUGAUAGCUAAGGUUAAUUUUACAUGUGUAAUAAAUACAUAAAUACUACAGUAUAAUACUACUAAGUAGUCCAUAAAUAGAGAGGGAUCUACACAUUGUGAAAAUAGCUAAGAGUAAUGGAUAUAGAUUAGCCAAAAAUAAUGUAGAUCAAAUAGUUAAUAUCUAUUUUUAGCUCUUGACCUAACUGUAGCCUUAAAAUUACCAAUGACAUGAUUUGAAUGUAAUCAUAGAAGUAAUACAACUAAGCAUAAAUAACUAUAAUUAAUUGAUAUAGUCUGUCUGAAAUACUUAACAACUCAUGGAUAAACUGAAAGUAAUGAAAUAAUUGUGAAAAAGUAUAAAAAGCUUGGAUACUGAAGCUUUUAUAUAAAUGAAAAACAGUUCAAAUAGUUACAAGUAAUGUAUAAAUAGUUAAAACAGCUAAAAAUAGAGGAUAGUGGUAGAUAAAAGUUCAGAUAACAGAUAAAAAUAGUUAAAAAUAUGCAUUUGAAGCUGUAGAUGAAAGUUAAAUGCUUGAAUUUGCUGAAACGUAUUUAUUAAAUAACAGAAAAACAAGCACAAUCUGGUGUGACGAGAAGAUUUUUCUUCAUUUACUUCAACUGGUUUAGUUUGAAAGCAGAUUCCGAUGGUGUUCUGUCUUUCAUCGUCGAGCUUGACCUUUCUUGGCUCCAGCUUCCUGCUACGUUUGCAGACAGACGUGCCAGCAGAUACAGGAACGGAGAUGUCACCAGUAAGAGUACUUCAGACUGCUGCCUCUAGGUGGCACUAUGUUAAAAUGUAAUAAUGUUACACAGACCAAACAGCAGACUGAAAGUGUAAUUUGUAAAAAAAAAAUAUAUAUAUAUGUGUGUGUGUGUGUGUGUGUAGCACCCAUGAGCUAACAUGUUAUUUGAGCAAAUAAAAGCAUGAGAGAACUGAAUUCCUUUUAGACAAAUGAGGGUAUUGUAGGAAUACCCACACCAACAGUUUAUUCUCAUCAGUCACCGGGGUAUUUACUGAAACCCGCAAUUUACACCGGUCGAAAUAUGAGUAUUACUUUCACUCUUUUUCUUGCUUGAGAACUUAGAGAAGUGAGGCAUUUUACUGAAGGGUGAAUAGAAUAAGCAGGUAUGCAGGGCAGCGUAUUUGGCAGAUUUUCAAACAACGAAUUACAGAAGAUAAUGCCUUCAGGCCACAAAAAAACAAAACAAAAUAUAACAGUAUAUCAGUUUGUUUCUAUUUCACGUUCUGGUCUAAAUACAGGGCUUUUCUAGGGUAGGUCAGCAUUGAGCCAAAAUGACAGAUACUCAACUUCACACACACACACACACACACACACGCAACUUGACUGCCAAGGAACCUCUUCAGCUUCAUCUAUGAGAUAAAACAGAGCUGAAUAGGCUAGUAAGGUUGCCAAUAGAAAAGAGGCAAGGGGGAGAGAGAGAGAGAGAGAGAGGGUGAGGGACAGGGGGAGGGAGAAUGGCUGAUGAUAAAACUCCACAGUGAGCUCUCCUGUAAGCUCAGUCAGAGAGCAGCUGAGACCAGAAGGGCAGGGAGUGCGGCGGAGCAGGCGAAAAGAGACCUACCAGGCACUAAAUCUCUUGGACUUGUUGGGACAGACAGUAGGCAGCAGCUGAGCUGUGUCAGACGGAGGCAGAGGAGCGCACUGCUACCUGUAGAGCUUCACGUUGUUGUGAGGAGUUUGUGCUUCAGGGGGGUGAGAAGAAAAGCCCAAGAUCAGCACUGGACCUCAUCCAUCUCCUCCUGAGCUCUGUCGCCUCUGCAUCCCUGUGGGUGCACGGCGUCCCGGCGGAACAGACUGAUCUCGACGCCGGCCCUGAAACUUCUGUGGAUCUAGCAGCUUUUUUUUUCGACACCACUGUGCCGGAGUCUGGAUCCACUGCUCAGUGUGAGAAACAGCAGGAGAGAGCAAGGGGAAAAGAGAACAUUGCCAUCCAUCUCUGGCUCCCAGCAGCCCUCCCUCAGCUUCUCGGACGCCCCUCCUCUCUGCCUCUUCCUUUGCCCCCUGCACACCCACCCCGCCCCACCUCGACCCCCUCCAACACUUCACCCCCCAACAGAGCAGAAAGCGUGAAAAAUCUCACUAAUGGGUUUAUUUGCUGUCAGAUCCGCGCCGAUCUGUCAUUCCCUUGGACCAUUCUGCUUGACACAUUUCAUAGUUGAGUAAGCCUCCUGGCUUUCUGGCUAGACUUAACAGUGCCCCCGCAACGUUGUUCUGGCUGAGAGCUCAUCAAGAGAGGAGCAGCGGCGGCAGCAGUCGGUCUGACAGCCUCUUGGACAGGGAGUCCCUGAAGCCUGCAUUAUUCUGGUCUCCUUCUCCCCUUUGGGACUGCGUGUUUGUGAGCCUCGUGGGCAUCCUCGGCUUCUGCCUGAAGGCGUCCUUGCGCUGACCCAAAGAGCGUGAAGAUGUGGUGCGGCGCUGGGCCUCUGGCCGUGGUGGCUGCUGUGUUUUGGACUCAGUGUGUUCUUCUAGAUGGGGUGGAUGCCAAGAAGGAGAGAAAGAGGCUAAAGGAAGCCACUCCACAACACACAGAGGCGUACAACGCAACCCUGUCCAACAGCGAGGAGGUCGGAGGCAGCACCAAGGCAAUUUCUGAUCACCAGAGGGUGGACCCACUAGGUUCAUGGAUGGACUUUGUCAAAAGACCUGUUGGAAACUUUCCUGGAAAAUGUCGCAAACGCAAACGACCCCUGCCAGGUCCACCUGGUCCUCCAGGUCCACCUGGCCCCCAGGGACCUCCUGGCUUUCCUGGGGCUGAAGUGACCCAGGAAGUCCUUCUCCAGGAGUUCAAGGAGAUGAUUAAAGAGGCUACAGAGAGGAGAGCAGCAGCACUGGACAGACAGACCAGCCCCAGCCAGCUACCGACAGCCCUCCUCACCCUGGAGGGGAUGACCUCCUACCGCCGAAUAGAAGAGGCUUUCCACUGCAAGCUCAAGGGACCUGUGGUGGUCGACAAGAAGACUCUGGUGGAGCUCCAGAACUUCCAGACACCGCCCGCUAAAGGAGCUUUUCUUAGAGGGUCGGGAAUGGACCAGUCCACUGGGAGGUUCACAGCUCCCAUCACCGGGAUCUACCAGUUCUCCGCUAAUGUCCACAUUGAUCACAACGAGGUGAAGAGGAGCAAGAGUCAGCUUAAGGCCAGGGAUAACGUUCGGGUGUUGAUCUGCAUUGAAUCACUCUGCCACAGAUACACUUCACUUGAGAUGAUUGUUGGAUUAGAAAGUAACAGCAAGAUAUUCACCGUCAGUGUUCAAGGUCUGCUGGAGCUACAGGCUGGGCAGUACACCUCCAUAUUUGUGGACAACGCAGCUGGCGCUUCCAUAACAAUACAGAAUGGCUCAGAUUUCAUGGGCAUGCUGCUUGGCGUAUAGCCUCACACCUGAGCAGGGUGUCCUCCGAGCCGUCCACUGCUGCCAUUUUCAUUUUGCGUCUUUCAAGGGACUGCUUCUGAGCACUGUCACACAGGACCGAACCACAGGAGAGGUUUGAAGUAGGUAAAGGAAGUAAGACUGACACUGACCUGACUCCUAGUCAGAUGGUGAAAGGACAGCGUGAAGAACUCAAGGACUGAGUUUGUUUUUCACAGUGCACUGCCACUUCCCCCAGGAACUUGGAUGCAUGUUGCUUCACCAAUAAAAUAACCUGAAAACAAAACAAAGAAUAUGUUUGUUACAGUAUAUUUUUCAUGGUUGUUGAAGACCUUUGCAGUAAUCCAAGCAAUUGUUUUUUAAAGUUCUAGGGAACAUGAAAUAGUACAUUGGUGUGUUUAAUGUAUAUUGACAUGUCAUUGUUUUUGUCUGACUAUAUCGAUUGUGUACACUCUCUUGAACUAUUAUUUUAUGGAUUAAAAUUCACAUUUAUGGUACAUAGACUCUGUGAGUACACUGGACAGUUGAAAUACAGGCAGAAUGUCCCAUUUACGUAAAUACACAGUUUGUAACAUAUUAUUAUCUGUGGCCCUCAAAUAAAGUGUUAUAUCCCUUGCAAACCCUUAUAUUUAAAGUCUUAGAAUUUUAAUUUGUCCAAUACUCUGGUUAGUGACUAAAUACCUCAGCUGUACUUUGCCUUUUAAAGCUAAUUAGCAAAUGCUAAUUCAUACACAAAAUGCUUGACAUUCUAGUGGUAACGUCAGUGCUAAAGGGGUGUAUCUACACACAGGAAGAUACAAGCAGCAAUCUGUCAACGUGAGACCAUGAAUGUUAAUGAAAUUCAGCAGAUUGUAGCGACAAUAGGAGAAGAAACUGUUGGUGACACAAAGUGGCCAAGUACCAAGCUAAAAAUCAUCUUACCUUUGAGGUGACACUAUUGGCUGAAUGGGAGUAUCCGAUACAGUUGACACAAGUGCAGAAUUCCCCAAAUGUUUAUCACAAAGAAACAUGUGACAUGACUUUAGUCAGAUUAGCAAAUUAUAUGGUAACCAUAGCGGAUUUAGAGUAAACUCAGAUGGAUUUGGCAGUAUUUUCAAGUAGAACUCUUGAUCCAUAAUGACAUGUACGGAUCAGUGAACUAAAACAAAAAUUGAUGAAUUGUCACUAUUUCAGCCAGGCCAGCCCCACACUAGCAAUAUGUUUGUGUUGUGCUAGACCCUAGAACAUCUGCACGUGACCAACUGUCUUAUUACAAAAUAAUGGACGAUGAGUGAAACACCAUAUGUGGAAGGGCUCUCGUCCUGAGAACACUGUUGCUAGGCAACUUUUGUUGCCUAAAGGCCAUUAUCAGUUUACCAAAAUAAUGACUGACUAGCUUAAAGAAAAUAAUGCAAAGCCAUAACAAAAGGAUGAGACCAUAUGGCUGGACAUAGCAACAUAAAAUGACUAAAUUACAACAAUUACAAUAUAUUUACUUAACAUUCAUCUCUCUAUAUUUGGCAAAAUGAAAGGAUUAUCUUAUCCUAUUAUCUUACAGUAAAUGAGAACCCUUCCUGUUAUCUUGUUUGAAGAGAAGGCAUAUCUCUGGCCUCUGCUUCUUUGCCUAAAAAAUAUCUAAAACACUAGACAUCAAUGGUCCUGUGUCAUUACAUUGUAAUCUUGAGCAUGUCUAUCCAACAAUGUGACUCCAUCACUUUUAUUAGGUUCAGACAAAUCCUCAUUUUUUUAUUUUUAUUUUUUUUGUAUUGAAAGGCUUUUUGCUCUUCUGUGUCUUCUUUAGUUAAUGUUGGCAAUUUAUGAAACAACAGAUGUCACUGGAAAGCAUUGGUGUUUGAGAUGUAACCACAGUUUAUGGCAACAUCUGUGAAUCAGCACAGAUAAAAAUUAUAUCUUUCCUAUAUUUUAUUACUGUAUGCUGUAAUUUGAAAAUAAACAUGUCUCUAUUUGGUCUUUGCAUGUAA